This is a messenger RNA of Triticum aestivum (bread wheat), 2202 nucleotides long. RefSeq names its product putative F-box/FBD/LRR-repeat protein At4g03220. Lineage: Eukaryota; Viridiplantae; Streptophyta; Magnoliopsida; Poales; Poaceae. The transcript is spliced from 5 exons. The record is from RefSeq and is a predicted model, not a curated record. Bases 55 to 1581 code for a protein of 508 amino acids. Gene Ontology annotation, molecular function: protein binding.
AGUACGAAGAAAGGACAUUUUGGCGAGAGCAAAGGUCGGCUUUGGGGAUUUUCCAUGGAGAAGGGGGAAGUAGUACGCCGUACCAAGCUCGGUCCAGCCGCCGGCGGCGGCGGAGGACGAGGAGGAGGAGCACGCCGUCCCAAGAUGGGUCCAGGCGGCGGAGGAGCCGACCUCAUCAGCGCCCUCCCGGAGGAUCUGCUUCUCCAGGUCCUCGGGUGCCUCCGAUGCGCCCGCGCCGCCGCGCGCACCAGCAUCCUCUCCCGCCGGUGGCGCGGCCUCUGGACCCGCCUCCCCGACCUCGUCUUCCGCGGCGUCGCGCUCCGCUCCCUCCAAGCGGCGCUCGCCUCGGUCCAAGCCGCGGCCGGCCCCGUGGGGGUGACCCUCCUCGACAUGUGCGUUCCCGACGCGCUCCUACACUCCGUCCGCGAGUACGACAUGCCCCCGCUGCUCCACGCCGCCGCGGCGCUCUCGCCGGUGGACCUCCGCCUCGCCGUGGGGGAGGGCACGCAGCGCCUGUACGUGCAGGUGGAGGUGCCCCGCCUCCCCCGCGCCAUCUCGGUGGAGCUUCAAGGCCUGGAUCUCGUGUUCGCCGACCCGCGCCGCAGCUGGCUGGGGUUCCCCGCGCUGGAGACGCUCUCCCUCACCGGCUGCCGCGCCAACCUCACGGACCUGGUCCUCCGCUGCCCGCGCCUGCGCGUCUUCAGACUCAGGGAGGACCACGGCGCCCACCACAUGAACAUCAUCAUCAGGUCCUCGUCGCUGCAGGAGCUCCAUGUGGACACCAGGAUCCCCUUCACCUACCGCAUCGACAUCAGGGCGCCCGCGCUCAAGCGAUUGGCCAUGUCCUUCAGCACCAGCGACAAGAUCAUUGUGCUGGUGUCCGUUUUGGCGCCAAUGCUGGAGACGGUCUCAUGGCGCUGCACCUAUUCCACAGUGUCUGCCCGGUUUGGUCUUUGGGGCCUCUCAGAGGUGAGGUUACAGACGGAGGAGAACAAUGGACAUGGCGGGCAGCUUCCUCCUCACGUCAAUGUCCUGUCGCUCUUCGUGGCUGCAGAUGAUUCAUAUGAGUUUCCAGAGGAAGUCAGCCUUAGGACGGAGAUAGAGAAACAUAUGGUUACCCAUUUCUCUGUUUUGGAGCUACGUGUCGAAACGUGGGGGCAUGUUUUUGGAGCAUUUGCAUUGCACAUCCUUGAAAUGGAUCAGAUUUCCACUGCUAUACAAAGCCUUAAAGUCAUCCUGCUGAGUUCAGAGGAUGAUGAAGCAUGCCCACAAAAUUGCCCUUGUGAGGAGCCCAGUAACUGGAGAAGCCAAACUAUCUCCUUGACCAAUCUUGAAAAAGUGGAAAUCAAAGGCUUCCAAGGAGAAGGUCAUGAGUUUGAUUUCUUGAAACUGGUAUUUAGAUGCGCACCAAUGCUGAAAACAAUGUCUGUGAGGCUGUCAGAUGAGGUCACAGCAAGUAACGACGAUUGCUGCAAGAAAAUACAUGACGUCUUCAAGAUGUAUCCUUUUGUGGAAUGCAAUGUGAUUGUGGAUCUUAGUCCUGAGUCAACAGACAGCAGCCAUGGUGGUGCCUCGACAUGAUCCUCAGUUGCCACAUUUGCCGAAUCAGUGGAGCCACAGGCACGAAAUGUUGCGCUCUUAGUUAAUGCAUUAGCGGUAGCCAUUGCCUGAUUGGGUAGCAAUUACCAGAUUUAGUGGACUCAACUUAUGUCAGCCUGCCUAAGUGAUGUUCUGUAAGCCUAUUAUGGCUUGUAUGCUUUUCUUGGCCAGCAUGUUCCUGAUUAGCUAACUCGGUAUGGCACUACAUGGUCGUUUAAGGCAUCACUGCUUAAAAUGUUGGAAGGAAAAAUGAAGUUGCAUACUACACUAAAACAUCUGGCGCACAACUGCGUUGUCAAGUGUUGUGGAAAUGGGUAGCACCUACAGUGGCCAGAGCUUUUCAUGACGCCGUCGCCUCAUUGUGGCCUCAACUGGGUGUGAUGAAGUCUGUUGGAGUUGAGUUUGUGCUUUGGUUCAUUUGAUGCUCUGUACCAUCCUAAUCAAACUAGCCUCAGAUUCAAACUGCAGCAAUCUGGAAUAGUUUCUGUGCAUUCCGGAUGGGUUGAUCCCAUGGUUGUCUGAAUUUUAUGUAGUAUGAAAAGGUUUGUGACAUUCCCAUAUGAAAAAGAUUUGCUGUUCUUGCUAAGGAAAUUGUGUCCUUGA